Synchiropus splendidus (mandarinfish) is the source of this 2294-nucleotide messenger RNA. RefSeq names its product ras-related protein Rab-6A. The transcript is spliced from 8 exons. NCBI's taxonomy places the organism in Eukaryota, Metazoa, Chordata, Actinopteri, Syngnathiformes, Callionymidae. The coding region runs from base 341 to 964 and encodes 207 amino acids. The record is from RefSeq and is a predicted model, not a curated record. Gene Ontology annotation, molecular function: GTP binding; GTPase activity.
AGACGUGUAUAGUUACCGAAAGUGACGCUUUCUGAAAGUGCCUUUUUUUAAAAUAUAGCUAUUCGAUUAAGUGUAUUGUUCGGUUUUUGCCAGUAGGUGGCGAGCGUCAUUGGGUGGUCCUGUCAGACGAAGAAGAAGAAGCGUGGUGACGUCAGUGGAGGGGCUAACUUAGCCGCAGUCGUCAGUGAGUGGCUGGAAAGUAUCCUCGAUUUUAAAGGAAUACGGGGAGAUCUGGAAACAUCGCUGAAAGGCCCAUAUCGAGGGUUGGACGAGGGAAGCCUGACACCUCGCAUUUGCCGAUACUUGUGAAGGGCUAGCGUUAGCUGGCUAGCUGCCUGUCAUGUCUGCGGCCGGAGACUUCGGGAACCCUUUAAGGAAAUUUAAACUCGUCUUUCUCGGGGAGCAAAGUGUGGGAAAGACUUCUCUGAUCACCAGGUUCAUGUACGACAGCUUCGACAACACCUACCAGGCCACGAUAGGAAUAGACUUCCUCUCAAAAACCAUGUACCUGGAAGACAGAACGAUCCGGUUGCAGCUGUGGGACACGGCAGGUCAGGAACGGUUUCGUAGCCUCAUCCCGAGUUACAUCCGAGAUUCUGCAGCCGCCGUCGUCGUUUACGACAUCACCAACGUCAACUCCUUCCAGCAAACGACAAAAUGGAUUGAUGAUGUGAGAACAGAAAGAGGAAGUGAUGUCAUCAUCAUGCUGGUGGGAAACAAGACAGACCUUGCGGAUAAAAGGCAGGUUUCUAUUGAGGAGGGGGAGCGGAAAGCCAAAGAACUUAAUGUAAUGUUUAUUGAGACUAGUGCGAAGGCAGGCUACAACGUGAAGCAGCUUUUCCGCCGUGUGGCAGCGGCUCUGCCUGGCAUGGACGCCACGCAGGACAACAGCCAGAAGCUGACUCACAUCCAACUGACUCCGCCCCCUGAGCAACCCGUGACUGAAGGCGGCUGUUCCUGCUAGUGUCGGCCGCCGAGCGACUCGUUGGUCUUCCCGCAUCCAGACCUCCAUCACGGUCGCGUUCACACACUACAUUUCCCGUCAUCGUAGACCUGGAAAUCUCUCUGUCACAUUUCCACUGUAACACACCUGCAUGGAAGCGACCGGUGGAAUCUCUACCAAGCACAAUCUGGAUUCUGUGCAAUCUCUCUUCAAAAUAGUGUGUUAGGCGAGGAGCUCAUGUUUACUGAUGUUUAGAUACAGCACGUGGAAGUUAUUCUAGCAUAUUAUCACUUACAUAUGAUUGUUUUAUACUGAAUAUUUUCUCACCUGAGAUAACAGCACACACUCGUACUCGUUGUUUAUACGUCUGAGAGCUUUCCACGCGGGUUUUUUCAGUUUACUUUAAUAUUGGCAUCUCAAUUUUAUCCGUUCUAAAACUGACAAGUUUUUGCUUGACCUCUUGCUACGUCCAUAUCGAUCAACGUAAAAGGAAACGGCGAAGCUAACGGUACUGCCUCAUCCAGCAGUUGGGUUUUGGGAGGCAGCGAGAGUUGCUCUGCCGAGGGUGGACUGGGCCAGUAGCUUCUGCUCUCAAUGAGACAGACGUCUGAGCUGUUUGUCACGAAACGUCGAGAAGCACUGCUUUAACUUUAACUGGAAAAAAAACCUGUCUCUGACCUGUUUCUCUGGGGUUCGUGUGCUUUUAUUGUGUCAUGAUUCCGGCAGGAAAUGGUCCUGACAACUCAGCUUCCUGCCGGAGCGCAGGAUCCCCUGCUCACUUAAAAAGGGUCGUUAAUUGAGCUCAUUUCUCUCCCCCGCUCUUUUGUGUGAAAUCAAGCUGAGCACAUUACACUUUCACUGCAUGUUUUACUUUUUUAAAUUUCUAUAGAGUUUGCACAGAUGCUUUUUCUAAAGAUUAUGAAAUAGAUCAACAUCAAAGGUUAUGAUGGUUAGACCAGUCUGGAGUGUUAGAUUUGAAAAUCCAGUUUCUGCCUUUCAGGGGGGGAUUUUAUAGAGGCAUUCUUCCGUUGCGUGUGGUAUUCUAAACACUGAGAAAGGAAAUCUGCAGCUUUGCUCUCAUGUCUGUCGUCGAGCUGUCGUCAGUGAUUUCUUUGAUCCGGCUUGAGUUGUAAUAUUUAUAUACGUUGGAUUCCACAGCCUUUCGUACGACUCCAGGCCCCGCACUUGUCGUGUAACCCACGAGUUGCUGAUCAAUCGUGCUUCCAUCUGGACAGAACCUGUAGACCCUUCCUGUCUGAAGACAGGCUUUGAUUUCUGUGUCAGUUUUUCUUGGGAAUGAUUUAAAUUAAAUAAUAAAAAAAUACACUUGCGGCUGCUGAGUUUUGUGUCG